AUGUUUGAAAGGGCUCAGGGCUUUAAGAAACCUGACGACGUCGCGGCAGCGCCUCCGGGUGUCGCUGUUGGCCGCCGCCGAGCGGCGCUGGAGCCGCCGCCGCCGCCGCCGCAGCGUCCUGCCCCCGCAGGCUGCUCGCUCGCCCGGCGCCGGCCACAGCGGCAGCGGCACCGCCAGCAGCAGCAGCGGCGAGAGGCGGCCCGAGCGGUCUGGCUGCCUUUCAGCGGUGUCUGUUUUGGGCGGCGAGAGUGUCUGGAAGGGCUGCAGGAGGCAGGAGCGCGGCGAGCGCAGCGGGCAGAGAAUGGCGGUGAGGCGGCGGCAGAGGCGCGGGCCGGGCGGCGGCGAGCGCUGCUGGCUGCGCUGCUGCUGUGCGUGUGGUGCCGGGCGGCGGCCGAGCGGCUCCGCUACGCCAUCCCCGAGGAGCUGGCCAGAGGCUCGCUCGUGGGGCCGCUGGCGCGGGACCUGGGGCUCAGCGCGGACCAGCUGCCGGCACGCAAGCUGCAGGUGGCGUCUCUCGGCAAGAAGCAGUUGAAAUACUUCACGGUGAAUGAGGAGAACGGGAACCUGUACGUGAACGAGAGGCUGGACCGGGAGGAGAUGUGCGGCAAGUCAGCGACCUGCUCCGUCAGCUUCGAGGUGCUGGUGCACAACCCGCUGAACGUUUUUCAAGUCGAGGUGUCCAUUGAGGACGUGAAUGACAACUCGCCAGUUUUCAGCAAAGCUGCUCUGGACCUCGAGAUCAGUGAAUUAAUCCCUCCCGGUGCUCGUUUCCCGUUGGAAAUGGCACGAGAUGCAGACGCAGGAAGCAACUCGAUGUUGACUUAUCAACUUACGAGCGACCCGUCCUUCUCACUGUCAGUGAAAGAAAAGCCGGGUGGAAAGAAGCAGCCGGAAUUAGUACUGGAGAGACCGCUGGACCGGGAGAAGCAGAGUUUCUUUGAGCUGGUGCUGGCAGCAGUGGACGGCGGGGAACCUGAGAGAUCUGGGACUGUCCUGAUUCACGUCAACGUGACAGACGCAAAUGACAACCCACCCGUGUUCAGCAAAAGCGUCUACGAGGCACGAGUGGCGGAGAAUCUGCCGGCGGGGUCUCUGGUGCUGCGGGUACGGGCCACAGAUGCGGAUGUGGGCUCAAACGGGCAAGUGUCCUACUCCUUUGGCAACGUGCCAGACGACGUGCCCUCAUUGUUCGCUAUCGAUAGCGAGAGUGGAGAGAUCAGGACGGUUGGUCCACUGGAUUUUGAGGAGGAAAAUAGAUACAUUUUUGGCUUGGAGGCGACGGACGGCGGCGGGCUCACUGAUCACUGCGAAGUGCAGAUCGAUAUCACGGACGAGAACGACAACGCGCCAGAGAUCAACAUUCUGUCUCUGUCGAGCCCAGUGCCCGAGGACGCACCGGCCGGCACUGUAGUAGCCGUGCUGAACGUGAACGACCCGGAUUCGGGCGAGAACGGUCAGGUGUCGUGCGAACUGUCGGGAGAGGCGCCGCUGUCGAUCGUGGCGUCGUCGGGCGGCUCGUACAAGGUGGUGACAUCGGGCCCGCUGGACCGCGAGCAGGCGUCCGAGCAGCGCGUGACGGUGGUGGCCCGGGACCGGGGCAGGCCGGCGCUGUGGAGCAGCAGGGAGCUGGUGCUGGAGGUGUCGGACGUGAACGACAACGCGCCGGUGUUCGAGGAGGCGGCGUACAGCGCGUACGUGGCGGAGAACAACGCGGCGGGCGCGCUGGUGCUGCGCGUGCAGGCGCGGGACGCGGACGCGGACGCCAACGGGCGCGUGAGCUACUGGCUGGCGGGCGGCAGCGCGGGCGCGGCGGGCGCGGCGCCGCUGGUGUCGGUGGAGGCGCGGAGCGGCGCGCUGUACGCGCAGCGCUCCUUGGACUACGAGCAGUGCCGCGAGUUCACGGUGGCCGUGCGGGCGCAGGACGGCGGCUCGCCGGCGCGCAGCUCCACGGCCACGGUGCGCGUCUUCGUGCUGGACCGCAACGACAACGCGCCCAGGGUGCUCUGGCCCGCCGCGGCGGAGGGCGGCGGCGGGAGAGGCUGCGGGAGGGCGGCGCCGCCUUUCGAGGUGGUGCCGCGCUCGGCCGAGGCCGGCUACCUGGUGGCCAAGGUGGUGGCGGUGGACGCGGACGCGGGGCGCAACGCGUGGCUGUCCUACGAGCUGGUGCAGGCGUCGGAGCCGGCGCUGUUCCGCGUGGGGCUGCACAGCGGCGAGGUGCGCACGGCGCGCGCCGUGGCCGAGCGGGACGCGGCCAAGCAGCGCCUGGUGGCCCUGGUGAAGGACCACGGGCAGCCGGCGCUCUCGGCCACGGCCACGCUGCACGUGCUGCUGGCCGACAGCUUGCGGGAGGCGCUGCCGGAGCUGAGCGAGCGCCCGGCGGCCGCCGAGGCGGCGGCGGCCGAGCUGCAGUUCUACCUGGUGCUGGCGCUGGCGCUGCUCUCGGCGCUCUUGGUGCUGAGCGCGGCGCUGGCCGUGCUGGCGCGGCUGCGCCGGGCCGGCCCGCCCGCCGUGCUGCGCUGCCUGGGCGCGCAGCGCUUCUCGCUGCCCGGCGCCGCCUUCCCGGCCGACUUCUGCGAGGGCACCUUGCCCUACUCCUACAACCUGUGCGUGCCGCCGCCGGCCCGCGCCCUGCCCGAGGCCGCUUGGCCGCCGCCGCCGCCGGUGCCCAUCCUGUCGGCGGAAGAGCUUCUGGGUGGGGAUGCCCUGGAGAAGCCGAGCUCGAACAGCAGCGCUAUCGAGGGUGAGGUGUCCGCCGAGUCCGACGCACCACAGGUCUGUAGAUUGGCAGCGGGAUUGGAUCGGCGGUGCUGCGGUGCCGGCGGUUCCGCGGCCGAGAUGUGCGCGGCGGGGAGGCGCUGGGGCCGGCGGCAGCGAGCUCUGCUCUGGGCCGUGCUGCUGGCGGCGUGGGAGGCGGCGUGGGGGCAGCUGCGCUACUCGGUGCCCGAGGAGAUGCCCAAGGGCUCCUUCGUGGGCGACGUGGCCAAGGACCUGGGGCUGCAGCUGACGGAGAUCCGAGAUCGCGGCGUUCAUAUCUUGGACAAAGGUAGGACGCAGUAUUUCGCUUUGCACGGCAAGACGGGACAUUUAGUGACAGCAGAGAGGAUCGACAGAGAGCAGCUGUGCGAGAGUGUGCAACAAUGCGUUCUGCGCUGUGAGCUGAUAGUGGAGGGGGAAAUGAAGUUCUAUGGAAUAGAAGUGGAAAUUACGGACAUUAACGACAACUCACCCAGCUUCAGAGAGGCAGAAAUUGAACUAAGAAUGAUAGAAACGACAGCGCCGGGGUCGCGGUUUCACCUUCCAGACGCUCACGACCCCGAUACGGGCCGGAAUUCCCUGCAGAGCUACGAGCUGAGCGGUGACGAGCACUUCUCGCUGGCCGUGCAGGCGGGCCCCGGCGGCGAUCAGCGUCCCGAGCUGGUGCUGGCGAAGGCGCUGGACCGGGAGGAGGCGGCGUUUCACGAGCUGCUGCUGAGGGCGAGCGACGGCGGCGAUCCGGCACGGACGGGCACGGCUCGGAUCCGCGUGACGGUGCUGGACGCGAACGACAACGCGCCCGUGUUCAGCCAGGCGGAGUACGCGGUGCGUGUGCCCGAGGACGUGCCCGUGGGCUCUAUUCUGGUCACUGUCACUGCCAUGGACGCCGACGAGGGGUUAAAUGGGGGUAUGAAAUACUCGUUUAAAAAAAUCACAGAGAAAGCCUCGCAGAUUUUUCAGCUGGAUAGCGACACUGGAGCGAUUACUUUGACACGUAACCUAGACUUCGAGGGCCUCCAAUCCUACGAACUGGAGAUACAGGUUCGAGAUGGUGGGGACCUUUCCGAUAUAGCAAAAGUCGUCAUCACUGUGACAGACGUGAACGACAAUGCUCCCGAACUAACAGUGUCGUCGGCGCUGAGUGAGAUCUCUGAGGAUGCUCCGUCCGGGACAGUCGUAGCCCUGCUGCACGUGCAAGACCGGGACUCGGGAGCCAACGGCGACGUGCGCUGCUCGCUCGAUGGAGGUGUUCCGUUCCGUCUGGAGAAAUCCUAUCAAGACUACUACCGUGUGGUGACAGCGAGAGAGCUGGACCGGGAGCAGGUGUCGGAGUACAACGUGACGGUGCGGGCGGCCGACGGCGGGUCGCCGGCGCUGCAGAGCAGCGCGGUGCUGGCGCUGCGGGUGCUGGACGUGAACGACAACGCGCCGGUGUUCUUGGAGGAGCGCUACAGCGCGCGGCUGGCGGAGAACAACGCGGCGGGCGCGCUGGUGCUGACGGUGCGCGCCACGGACGCGGACUGGGGGCAGAACGCGCGCGUGCGCUACCGGCUGGCGGAGGGGCGGGUGCGGGGCGCGCCGCUGUCGUCGUACGUGUCGGUGCAGGCGGAGACGGGCGCGCUGUACGCGCUGCGCUCCUUGGACUACGAGCAGCUGCGCGAGCUGCAGCUGUGCGUGCUGGCCGAGGACGGCGGCGCGCCGGCGCUGAGCAGCAACGUGUCCGUGCGGCUGCUGAUCGUGGACGAGAACGACAACGCGCCGCAGGUGCUGUACCCGCCGCCGGCCGCAGCGGCGGGCUCGGGCUCUGCGGCCUGGUCGGGCGUGGAGCUGGCGCCGCGGCGCUCGGAGGCCGGCGCGCUGGUGGCCAAGGUGGUGGCGGUGGACGCGGACGCGGGCCAGAACGCCUGGCUGUCCUACGAGCUGGCCAAGGCCACGGAGCCGGGGCUCUUCCGCGUCGGGCUGCACAGCGGCGAGGUGCGCACGGCGCGCUCGCCGCUGGCCCGCGACGCGGCGCGCCACAGCCUGCUGGUGCUGGUGCGGGACCACGGGCGGCCGGCGCUCUCGGCCACGGCCACGCUGAGCGUGCUGCUGGCCGACAGCGUGGCCGAGCUGCUGGCCGAGCUGGCCAGCGCGCCCGACGACCAGGCGGCGGCGCCGGGCCAGCCGGCCGCCAGCCUGACGCGCUGGCUCGUGCUGGCCGUGGCCGCCGUCUCGUGCCUCUUCCUGGCCUUCCUGCUGCUGCUGCUGGCGCUGCGCCUGCGCCGCUGCCACCGCCAGCACCUGCUGCCGCCCGACAGCGGCGCCUUGCGCGGCGUGCCCGUCUCGCACUUCGUGGGCAUCGACGGCGUGCGCGCCUUCCUGCACUCCUACUCGCACGACGUGUCGCUCACGGCCGACUCGCGCAAGAGCCACCUGCGCUUCUCGGCCGCCAGCUGCUGCGACACCCUCCCGGCCCGGCCGCCGCCCGACGAGCCCGCGCCGCUGCUCGGGGACGACGACCCCACAGGCGCCCUCCCCACGGCCCCUGCCCCUCCCUCGAGAGGCUUCGACCAGGCAAUAAGUGGUCCUUGA
This is a messenger RNA of Camarhynchus parvulus, 5325 nucleotides long. RefSeq names its product protocadherin-16-like. Gene Ontology annotation, cellular component: plasma membrane. The record is from RefSeq and is a predicted model, not a curated record. Lineage: Eukaryota; Metazoa; Chordata; Aves; Passeriformes; Thraupidae. Gene Ontology annotation, molecular function: calcium ion binding. Gene Ontology annotation, biological process: homophilic cell-cell adhesion.